Molecule: messenger RNA, 360 nt
Organism: Venustampulla echinocandica
Lineage: Eukaryota; Fungi; Ascomycota; Leotiomycetes; Helotiales; Pleuroascaceae
Exons: 2
Coding region: 1-360 (119 amino acids)
Source: RefSeq, a predicted model, not a curated record
AUGGCGUCGCAUUCCAAUUCCAAUGGGAUUAUGCGCUCUGAUAAAUUCGAUGCAGCGAAGGGGAGGGGAGAGAGCAAUGUCGUUAAUGGUGACAGCAUCAGCAAGAGCCAGUCGGAUACGCUGGAUACAAUGCGGACGAUAGGGCGGUUGAAGCUUCGUGGGAAAAUGGAUGAUUUACCACAGAAUUGGUGGUUCGCAUCCACGACAAUCCCCCUCCUCGCCGCCACGAUCGGACCUCUCGCAAAUGUACUGUCGAUUACAGCGUUAGUCAUAAAAUGGCGCUCAGCACUGCCGAAUAAUGGACAGUUGCCCGAGGGGACGGAUGCUAAUGGGGUUCCUAUACCGGAUCCGGAGUGGUGA